Lachancea mirantina is the source of this 2595-nucleotide messenger RNA. The record is from the annotation of a GenBank genome assembly. Lineage: Eukaryota; Fungi; Ascomycota; Saccharomycetes; Saccharomycetales; Saccharomycetaceae.
AUGUACGGAAAAAUUUGUAACUUCAAUCUGAAAGAGUUAGCGAAAACCUCGAAUUUGUCCAGAGUAGCCGAUGCGAUGAGAGAAAAAGGGAAAAACCCCGCGAAGAGAGCCAAGACCUUUACUGGUUGUUGGACGUGUAGAACGCGCAAAGUUAAAUGUGAUUUGGGACGGCCUUCGUGUCAGCGGUGCGAGAAAUCCGGGUUUGAAUGCGGAGGUUAUGAUAUAAAACUGCGGUGGUCACAGCCGAUCAGUUUCGAUAGUUUUGGACAUCAGACGCGAAACGAAGGAGCAAACGUUGGAGGAGGAGGAGGAGGAAGCUCUGCCGAAGAGCCACAAUUUCAACGACGUAACGUCGCCUUUGUACGUUAUCAGGAAGAAUAUGAGUUUUAUGAAGAGAUGGACGACGAACUAUCAGCAUUACAUUCACCGGGUCUAGACAAAAUUGCAGAAGGGCGCACGUGGAUCAUAAAGAAAUUUGGCGUGUUUCGAGGGACCGACCGAGUCAAGAAAAAGUAUGCGCCUCGCAAAAGGCGACGGCAGAAUUUGUCAGGAUUAGUUGGCAAAAACGGCAGCGGUUUGAAGCGAGGGUCACCGCCUGUAAUCGUCAAGGAGGCUGAUCCGAGUAUCUACGGAUUCCAGACUGCCGAAGAGCCCAAAAUCAGCGACGAUAGUGGCUCCAAGAUAUCAAACUUAUUCGACUUUGAUUUCUCCAGCAUAAAGCUUCGCGGCAACGAAUGGAUAUCCAACGAGUUGAAAGAAGAUGCACUUGUCUCUGCGUCUGCUAUGCGUGGUGCCUCGACAGACGGCCUGAUGAUGCAGCUUGGCUUGGCACCACGCGUAAGUGGCGGCGGCGGCGGCGCAACGUCGCCACCCAUCGCAAACGAUUUGAGGCUGGAUUCGAGGAAUAGUACCGGAAGAGACCCAAGCUUGGUCGAUGAUUGUUCUCACAUAUACAAACUUUUAAAUCACAAGGAUGUGGCUCGAAAUAAUGCUACCAAGUCUCCAUUUCCCGAUCUAAAUUCGUCCAAGUCACUCAAACCCAGCAUAGUUCCUCUUGACAACGAGAUUUUAAUUGACGCUCCCGGUGGUGAAACGACUAUGCCGCGCGACGUUCUGGAAGUUGUACCGUCAGAGGUUCCGGAUAUCACAGUCUUCAACAGAGUCGACAACGAUAAUUUAUUGUUAAGAAUACCCACCACCGGAUUACACGUUCAUGGAAUGACGAGAUUUCUACUGAAUUAUUAUCUUCAAAACGUUGUCGACUUGAUGACUGUUGUGGCGCUCCCAACCAAUCCUUGGAGAACAAUAUAUUUUCCCAGAGCUCUUCAAGCGUUAGGCGAUCUGGCUGGAAUCGGAUACACGUCAAACUCGCGCAAUUCUUUGCUGAAUGCAUUGCUCGCAGUCUCUUGUUUCAAUCUUCUGAGUAAAUUUCCUCGCAAUUCUCCAGAAAUGAAAUUUUACUUGCAGAUGGGCAUCAACUUUCGUGGGCAAGCUUCAAGAUUUCUCAAGCUUUGUCUGGAGGCGACAAUCAAGCAAGAAAGGUAUAAGGAUAUUUUGACUUCUAUUUUGUCAAUGAACUCGAUUGACGUUGUGUGGGGUACAAUGGCCGACUGCCAGUAUCAUUUGUCUCUUUGCGAGAAUAUCGUUGAAGAUCGCAUGAAAGUGAGGCCACAAAUCUCUAGUAAGGCCAAGUCGUUGCACCGGAUAUUUUCGUUUUUAAAACUGAUUCAAGACAGUACUGCUCUAGAUACGGUCACAGCCAAAGAAAUUGUAAUAUCAGAUGAGGAAAUUGACAAGGACGGCGCUACACCAUGUGAAGGCGAAGAUGGUGAGUUCAAAGAGGCUAUAGACCAGGUUGACGGCAAAAUCAAAAUACAGUUUGUUAAGCAGAGCAUAAGUGCUGGCAGCACGCCCAUAUUUAGUGACAUCGCCAGUCAGACAUAUUAUUAUCCACGGAAAAAACUGAACAGCAACGACAUUUUGAGUACGGACGCGCUUUAUGGCCUGCCAAACUCCAUUAUUCUUCUGCUUUCAGAUUGCGUUCGGUUAGCGCGCCACAGAGAGUAUUUUCGGUCGAGAAGCAUGCCACUUCCUCGAACCUAUAAUGAUAUAUGUUCGCGGCUAGAUUCCAGACUCAUGAGCUGGAGUUCCGAAUGGGAUUUCCGGCGUCCUAAUUCGGACGAAUUUAUAAGCGAUACACUGGAGGGUGUCUAUCAUCACACCAUGAGCUUUUAUUACAGCUUGAUCAUUUAUCACCGCACCAUGGCAGCUGAAGGUGGUUUGUCCACUCUCCAGGGCUACGUCAGAAAAGUGCUGACGCACUUAAACAAGCUAACUACAUUGAUCGAUGAGAAAAACGUAAAAAUCGUGCCGCUUAUAUGGCAAGGGUUCAUUGCAGGCUGUGCCUCGGUUGAUUCAGACCUGCAGAUUCAGUUCAAGAAUUGGGCAGCAAAGUUGGCCAAUUCGGGCAUGGGGUCUUAUUGGGGAGCCCGACAAGUGAUGUUCGAAGUCUGGCGCAGAAGAAUGAACGGCGAAACGAGCGACAGUUGGUAUGCCGUUUACAGGAGCUGGGAAAUGAAUCUUAUGCUUACUUGA